Molecule: messenger RNA, 777 nt
Organism: Caenorhabditis bovis
Lineage: Eukaryota; Metazoa; Nematoda; Chromadorea; Rhabditida; Rhabditidae
Source: the annotation of a GenBank genome assembly
AUGAGCGCCGAGGAAGCGAAUCGAACAAUGACCAUCGAGGAUCCGCCGGCGGAGAUUGUCGAGCAAGUCCAGCAAAUUUCGACAAUUCCGACGGACAUUGAGAACAAUGUCGCUGUCCGACAGCUUCUGGCUGAUGCGAACAUCUCCGAUGUGACGCUGCUGAAACAUUUGAGUACGAUUCAAUCGAAUUUGCUAUCGAAAUUGCUUGAAAGCGAUGAUUAUGAGGUGCGACGCAUACGCGACAACAAAAUUAUCUCGAAAGGACGACUCAGCGGUUUUGGGCUCAAUAAUGGUGGCGCGAAUGGCGCGAUGGUCGAUAGCGAGGAGCUUCAACGAGCGUUGCGCGAGCGUGAUCAAGCGCGAAUCGAAGCCGAGAAGAUUCAUGAGAAUUAUGCGAAUUUGUACAACUCGUAUAAUAUUGUUCGAGAAUCGGCGAAUGACAUUCGAUCGGCUUAUGACGAUGUAUCGUCGAAAUUGAAGGCGGCGGUUGCUGAAAUUGAAGAAUGGCAGGGAAAAUACGCGCAUGUGCGGGAGAAUGCGCAAGCCGAACUUGAACGAGCAUCGCGCGAAUAUGAUGAAUUGGUUCGAAGCCAUGAGGACAAUACGAAGAACUUGAGACUGCUCGUGAAAAAACAGGAAAUUGAGAUGUCCGGCAAAAACGAGGAGCUCGAACUCUUGAAAAAAGGCAAUCGAGAAUUGCGGCAAAUUAUCGAUCAACUCAUGCCGGACGUUGAUGUGAGCGAUGCCGAGUCGAGUAUGAGCACGUCGGCCAUCUAA